UGGGGAUAAAAGCAUCGGGCAGCUCCGAGGGGAGCCUGCACCUUUCCAGCUUUACUUGCAAGCCGGAGGAGCGGAGGGGAAAGCCUGCGUGUCCCCUCCACCCUUUGGGGAAGCCCCCAGCCAAGGCAGAUCCUCGCCACCCCUCCAAAAACCAAGCCAGGCUUGGGCUCCACGCCUCGGGGGAGCGCGUUGCAAUGCCACCCUGACCCGGGGAUCGCCCCCCUCCUGCCCGCUGGUCCAAGGGAGGAGGAGUGGUGGCAGGAGGGUGGAAGUGGAGGUGGGGGGGGGAAGAGAAAGGCAGCUCGCAGGCCAGGCUGGGAGUUGUAGUCCGGGGGGUGGCGGCUGUGCUGUCCCGCGCCGCCUGCAAAGACUACCUUGCCCACAUGGCCUCGCGCCCGGGCGCAUGAGCUCUCCACCGCUUUAGCGCAUCUAUUAUGCUGCCUUGCCGAGGCUAAAAAGAAGAGCAACUGGAGGGGACUAUCGGGCAAACGUUGCUGGAGCCGCCGGGGCAAAAGUCAGGCAAGGACUUUGAUUAUUUGGACUGGACUGACCUGGGAGUGGUAUGAGAAAGGCCCUGCCCUUAAGAGCUUUACGGUUGCAUGGUUGGACCCUGGAAAUGGGAUGUCCAUCCCAUUCAGGGAACAUAAAGGAAGAAAGAAAAUCUCCUAGCUGGUGCUGCAGCCUCCGCAACCGGGAGUGAGAUCCGGAGGUGGGAACAUGUCGACGGUCACCUCAGCGAUCCAGGCUCCUCAGGGCCCUGUCAAUCCACCGCCCCCAGAAGUCACCAACCCCAACAAGCCUGGGCGGAAAACCAACCAGUUGCAGUACAUGCAAAAUGUAGUGGUGAAGACCUUGUGGAAGCAUCAGUUUGCUUGGCCCUUCUACCAACCCGUGGAUGCAAUUAAGUUGAACUUACCAGAUUAUCACAAAAUAAUCAAAAACCCGAUGGACAUGGGGACGAUCAAGAAGCGGCUGGAACAUAACUAUUACUGGAGUGCCAGUGAAUGUAUGCAGGAUUUCAACACAAUGUUUACAAACUGUUAUAUCUACAACAAGCCCACGGAUGACAUCGUCCUCAUGGCUCAAGCCCUGGAGAAGAUUUUUCUGCAGAAAGUGGCCCAGAUGCCUCAGGAGGAAGUUGAAUUGUUGCCGCCGGUUCCAAAAGGCAAAGGUCGCAAGCCAGCAGCAAGCGGACAGAGUGCAGGAGCACAGCAGGCAGCAGCCGUGUCCUCUGUCUCCCCGCCGGCCCCUUUCCAGAACGUCCCUCCCGCCGUGUCGCAGACGCCGGUUAUCGCUGCCACGCCAGUGCCAACCAUCACUGCAAACGUCCCGCCUGUCACUGCCCCUCCCGCCGCCGCUCCCCCUCCUCCCGCCGCGCCGAUCAUGCCGGUGGUUCCUCCGACGCCACCGGUAGUCAAGAAAAAGGGAGUGAAGCGAAAAGCAGACACGACCACCCCCACCACGUCCGCCAUCACUGCCAGCCGGAGCGAGUCGCCCACGCCAUUGUCCGACCCGAAGCAGGCGAAAGUGGUCGCGCGGCGCGAGAGCGGCGGCCGACCCAUCAAACCACCAAAGAAAGACCUCGAGGAUGGGGAGGUCCCGCAGCACGCGGGGAAGAAGGGCAAACUCUCUGAGCACCUCAAGUACUGUGACAGCAUCCUCAAGGAGAUGCUCUCUAAGAAACACGCUGCCUACGCAUGGCCCUUUUACAAGCCUGUCGAUGCAGAGGCCUUGGAAUUACAUGACUAUCACGAUAUUAUCAAACACCCUAUGGAUCUCAGUACUGUUAAAAAAAAAAUGGACAGCCGGGAGUACCAGGAUGCUCAGGGCUUCGCAGCGGAUAUUCGGUUAAUGUUCUCUAAUUGUUACAAGUACAAUCCUCCAGACCACGAAGUUGUAGCCAUGGCCAGGAAGCUCCAGGACGUCUUUGAGAUGAGAUUCGCAAAGAUGCCGGAUGAGCCUGCGGAGCCACCCCCGCCGCCGCCUCCGACGGCACCGGUGGUGAGCAAAAGCACGGAAAGCAGCCACAGCAGCGAGGAGAGCUCGUCGGACUCGGACACCUCCGACUCCGAAGAGGAGCGAGCGACCAGGCUGGCUGAGCUCCAGGAGCAGCUGAAAGCCGUCCACGAGCAGCUUGCAGCCCUGUCCCAAGCACCAGUGAACAAACCAAAGAAAAAGAAAGAGAAGAAGGAGAAAGAGAAGAAAAAGAAAGACAAGGAUAAAGAGAAAGAAAAAGAGAAGCACAAAGUGAAAGCGGAGGAGGAGAAGAAGCCUAAGGUGGCCCAGCCAGCAAAGCAGACCCAGCAGAAAAAAGCACCAGCUAAAAAAGCAAACAGUACGACCACAGCCAACAGGCAACCCAAGAAAGGCGGCAAACAGGCAUCAGCAACCUACGACUCGGAGGAGGAGGAGGAGGGUCUGCCCAUGACCUACGACGAGAAGCGCCAGCUCAGCUUGGACAUCAACCGCCUACCGGGCGAGAAGCUGGGCAGGGUGGUGCACAUCAUCCAGUCACGGGAACCUUCCCUCAGGGACUCCAACCCCGACGAGAUAGAGAUAGAUUUUGAAACCUUGAAGCCCACCACUUUGCGGGAACUGGAGAGAUACGUGAAGUCUUGUUUACAGAAAAAACAAAGGAAACCGUUUUCUGCGAGUGGGAAAAAGCAAGCAGCAAAGUCUAAAGAGGAGUUAGCUCAGGAAAAGAAGAAAGAGUUAGAAAAACGGUUACAGGAUGUCAGCGGGCAGCUAAACAACAACAAGAAACCUGCUAAAAAAGAAAAAUCGGGCUCUGCUCCCUCCGGAGGCCCUUCCCGUCUCAGCAGCAGCAGCUCCUCAGAAUCCGGAACCAGCAGCUCGAGCGGCUCCAGUUCGGACAGCAGCGAUUCGGAGUGAAUGACGGACACUUAAGAAAACAAAACCCAUGGACACGGCCCACACCAAUACACUGCAGUGUUCCCUUCUCUGGUUAACAUACUGCUCUUGUACCACGGUGGUCAGGUUUUUUUCUCUCUUUUUUUUUUUUUUUAAUUUUUUUCCCCUUUAAAUCAUCAUUAUAAAAUAUCUUCCCUUCCCCCCUUCCUCCCCCCGCCACACCCCUUGCUUUUUAAUAGAUCAAAGAUCCUUUUACGCACGCGUGCGUGUGACACUAGACUUUACGACGAGUCGGUCACUCGGCGUAAAGUCUCUAAAUAUUUUUUAACUGAGAACGGUCACUUGGAAGUGACUACAACUUUGAACUCCUGACGCGAGGUCCAUUGAGAAAUCAGCAAGGUGUAGUAUACAGGGUUUUUUUUAGUUGUUGCUUUUAUUUUCUUUUAAUUUUUUUUGGUUGAUUUUCGUUUGUUCUGUUUGGCAAAGUUCUCGUUGAAUGCACCCCAGCCUGGCUCACUACGUCACAAGGAAAAAAAACAUAUUUUUUUUUUUUAAAAAGAGAAAUCUCUGUAAAAUGGUACUGUAUCUGAAAGAUGUUAGCUUUUGAACUAGUUGGUGUAUUUGUUAUUAGCACUAGUAUUCUUAAUCUCCAAGUCUACAGUGUGAUGAAAAUGUCAGACGCUAUCAUCUUUUUACAUGGAAAAAAAAACCUCAUGUACUGUGGAUUGUUAAAAUGUAUUUUUUUUUUUUUUUGUUGGGGAGGGAUAUAGAGGCUUAGGCAUCAAAUCAGGAAGGCAUUUAAGCAUGUGCUGAGCUUUUGAACACUUGAGCAGCUGAUCUGGUUGGAUUUUUUUUUUUUUUUUUUCCUGCCUUGAAAAGUCCCGUGUUUUCUAUGGUGGUAGGGAAGGAAAUAAUAUUUUUGAUGGGGUUUUUUUGUUCGUUUGUUUUUUACUGGAAAAAAAGAAAAACCCUUUUCAAGGAAAGGCAGCGAACUGCUUGCAAACGGUCGUUUCACCAAAACCCAGGUUCCCGUUGCAAAGUUUAUAAGCAAUUGUAGCAGCCCAUACAUGACUAUAGCAGCGAACAAUACAACUCAUGUGCUCAAAAUCAGACAUAUGCUUAAAUACCUUCUCCAAAUCAGGGGCCUUAGACUGGGUUUUAUAAUGGGGGCGUUACAGCUUCAGCCCAGGCUAAGCCACUCGGGGAAUUGGGGAGGGAUGUCAAAUUCUUUUUUUUUUUUUUUUUUUUUUCCUAUCUUUUUAUCGGCAACAAGCUCCUGGGAGGGAACGCUAUACUUCUGUGUCGUGCAGGGUGCAGGUUUCCAAACACUGAAACUUUUACCUCAAGGGAAAAAAGAAAAAAACUAAAAAAAAAGAAGAAAAAAAAAAAAAAAAACAAAAAAAAAAAAAAAAAAAAAAGCGGGGGUGGGAGGGGAGAAAAAGAAGAAAAGAAAAAAAAAAUUUGUAAGGCUCAGCAAUUUUCUAUGAGAGCCCAGCCUAAUGUUUUGACCUGCACUGCUGCAAAACACACACUCCAUUAACACUGUCCCUUAUUCCUGUAUAUAUAAAUACUUUAUUUAUUAACACCAUUGGUCAUUUUAAACAAAAAUCAAACAAAAAAAAAGCCUGCAUUAUGAAGAACAGCAGAAAUGCAGAUUUUUUUUUUUUUUUUUUUAAAUGGUUUGAACCAGACUAGGGGAAGAAAAAAAAUCUGAGACCUUAUUUAAAUGUAUUGGAUUUUUUUAUCUACAGGUGCUACAGCCCGUUACUUCCUGUCUCGGCGCUCUGUCAUGUCUUGUGUAUUCAGUUUUUGGUUUGUUUCUCUCUCUCUCUGUGUUUCUCUUUUCUUUUUGUACAGAAUUUGGAGAUUUACAGGUAUAGAGGAUUUCCAGAUGCAGCACAUUUUUUAUUUUAUCUAUAAUUUUUUCCACGGUUAUUUUUCUCGCUCUCUCUCUUUUAUAGAACACUUUUUAAAAUCCCAUUUGAGGGAAACCCCGGUUCUAUUAAUAUACGCUUUGUAAUCCGAGGGGCAGAAAUUUAUUGUAAAUUUCUUCAUUUUUAAACUUUUUAUUGUAAAGAAAAAAAAAAUAUACGGAGUUUAACAGAAGGCUAUACUUUUCUUAUCCCCACUGUCAGCCCCUUGAGGCGACCUCAAUGCCUUGAGCUUGGGGAAGCCCCGAGACUUGGCCAGCCAAGGGCCACGUUAGCAACUUGCCAUGAGCCUCACGCGGUGCAGAUUGCAUUUGCUUGCAGUCUAUAAUAGAGAGAUACAGGGCAGGAGGACUGCACUUCUCAGCAUGCCAUAUUCAGUCUCAGCAGGCUCAGAUUCAUACCACUCCAGAGGGGAUUUGGCAUGCCCGGGACAGGUGGGUCCAGCGGCUUGCCCCUCUGAAGUUAGGGGAGCCACGAGCCAAGCUAUCGGGUCACCAUGGCUUGCACUUUUUUAUUGCUUCCAAGCUGAAUGAAUUUCCAUGUGAUGACAUUUUAUCUCAUAGGUCUUUAGAGGAUAGUCAAUCAGAGAUGAAAUUAGGUGGCUGCCGCUGCUUGUAUCUGUCUGUGAAAUCCAUCUUUUGAAUGUCAGUCAACAUUUCAGGAAAGAGGUGUGGAACGAUGGGGUAUCUAUAUGCGACUCUAAUACAGCCCGAGCUGCUCUGUGUAUGUCUUUUAAUUGUAAAGUUAUAAACUCCUACACAGAAUCUGCCAAUGCCCUGGGAAGGCAUCGUCAUACGGUGCCAGAGGAAGAGACAGAAAUGAAAAUGGACUCGAUCCUUUGAGGCACCAAGUGCCUCUCCUACGAUGCUCGCCAUCCCUCAGUUCACACUGAAAUCAGUGGACCCCAGGCCCUUUUGCUGUAGAUGUAUCGGCCUGUUUGGUCCCAAAGCAUUUGAAAGAAACGGACAGACUAGAAUAGCUUGCAUUUUACCGAAAUUAAUGCUUUACCUUUUGCUUUUCUAUUCAAAAUUUCUAACCAGAGUUUAAUUUUAAUUUCUAUAUAUUUUUUAAAAAGCACUGCCAUUUGUUGUUGUUGGGUUUUUUGUUUUUUUUUAAAGUCUUUACCCAAACAGAUCCUUAGUAAUCUAUUUUUAAAAGUUACUAGGAAGAAAUCUAAUAUACCCAUGAUCAGGGCUUAGAUCAUUUUUAAGGGUGGGCUUGUUUGUGUUUUGUCGUAACGUUAGAUUUACAGUCGCUGGAACAGAACAGUGUUUGGUUUUGUUUGGGGUUUUUUUAACUAGAUAUAAGCAAUCCGAUGCCAACCUGGAAUAAACCCUGGACAGAAGCUAGCACUCCUCCAAACAAAAAUCCUCCCCGAUGUGUAUUCCUCUGGGGUCUAGCUGAUAACGUCGUGUGGAGUUCACUCGGGGUGACAUUCCCUCCUAUGUCGAGAGCCAGAACAUGUCCUGUUCACUACUCGGUCCCUAUUUUGAGGAUAUAAGUGAUGGAUAAGGUUUGUAAUAGCUGUUCAUCCAGUUGUUUUGCUUCUACCCCCUCCCUCCCCCUACUGCAAAAAAAAUCUGUACAGUAUUUAUGCUUUGAGGUCAAAGGACCCCGGCGAAGUCAGCGGCUGAAUUGGUGAUGGCCACUACGAGAUCAUAGAUGCAUUCCCUUGGGUGCUAAUGGGUCUGAUUCAAAGCCUGUUAAGUUCAGGGGACUUUGGAUCAGAUGUCAAGUGAUCCAUGGGGACUUGACCUGGUGUCCAACCCUGUUCCCAUGGAAUCCAUUGGAGUUCAUUCACCGUCACGGGAGGCUAAAUUUGGGCCAGGGGACCAGAUCCUUAGCAGCUGUAAAUCGCCAUCAGUGGUGAUUUACAUCACUGGUGGCAAUUUGUCAUUUUACCUCUGAAAGAAAACGAAUGAAAAACCAGGCGGGAAAGGACUUGAUCAUCUGAAAUCAAAUGGUUCCCAUGUGAUGGGAAAUUUCUCCAUUGGGUUUCAUCUGUUUAGUUUUAAACCUGAACCCAAACAAAAUCUGUUUGACGUUUUGGAUGAAAUGGCAAUUUCAGACUUGCAAAACAUCAGUGGUUAGGAAAUUUUGAAAUUCCAUUUCAGACCUACGUUUGCACACGUUUUAUAUUUUUCGUGCUUUUGCAUUAUUUCAUGAAAUGUCAGUGAUGGUGCAUCUUAUAUUUGCUAGAUCAAAGUGUCUCCGGAAAGGAAGGUACGUUUCAUUCAGUACUGCGUAGCAGGUAUCUUUUAAUAUGUUCUAAAUAAAGUAUUUCAGCUAUCAUAUUGCAUCGUGACAUGUCAGUAUUAGUAGCGCACCUCAUGAAAUAGUGUAAAACUAGGAAAAAUAAAGCCAAUUCCAAAACAGGAUUUUGAAAUUUAGCAAAUAGACAAUUUCCCACAAGAAAAAAAAAAUGUAAUUUGGAUCGUCUUCCAUGACAAAAUUUAUCCAAACAAUUCAAAUAUCCCAAAAAUUCCAGUUUCAGAGAAACAGGGUUUUUCUGUUGUUGGUUUUUUGAAAACCUCUUUCGUCAAAAGUUAUCUGACCGGCAUUGGUUCAUCAUUUUAAUUGAUCACAAAUUUAGCCUAUUUCUUGGUCUACCUUUAAGAGUCUAAUGGGAGCAGAGGGAAAUCAGGAUCCCAUGGCAGCAGACCCUGCUUCAUCUAGAAAAAUAAUCUGUCAACUCUGAAUUUUUUUUUACUGAGGAGAUCCAGUUAAUACAGAUCUGUAUGGCUGGGAUUUUACCCUUUGCAACUAAUAGGGUUUGAAACUAUAGAACUGAUUUUAGACCUGUUAAAAGGUAUAUGUAUCUAUACAUGCACCUGGGUCUGUGUGUGUGUAUAUAUAAAAAUGAAUGACCCAUUUGUUUAGUCCUUUUCCAUGUUCUCUAUUUGGUAAAAAUCAGACGGCGGUUAUUUUAAUCUAGUUUUUCUCUGCUUUUGGGACUCGUAGACCAGUUUUUAAUUAUUUCCUUGUUUUUGAAAGGAAAGAUGUUUUCUAAGGGUGGGGUUGGAGCUGGGGGAGAGGGUUGGGAGAAGACAAAAAAAAAUAAAACCUUUUUAGUACUGGCUUUUAAAAAAAACACAUUCUAAAAAUCAAACGGUGCUUCUCUAGGGCAGGCUCUGAGUUGCAGGAAAUUAAUGUAGAGCGAGAACUCAAGACACUAGCUAGCAGCGUUCCUUUGCUUGUAGAACAGCACGAGGCUUUUUUUAAAAUGGGAUUUCAGUAUCUUUUCAAAAAGACCAUUUUUUUAAAAAAAAAUUAAGAAAACAACCCACCAGCUAGAACUCGACACCAGGCCAUUUUAGAACUUAUUCCCUGUUACCGGCAUAACAAUUCCAGAAAGAUUUGUUUGUUGGUUUUUCCUUUUUUUUUUUUUUUUUUUUUAUAUUUAAAAAAAUGUUACUUUUCUGUAUGAUGUGCAUGCAACUUUACCGUAACUCUUUUUCUUAAAACUUUUUAGUGCCAUUUCUAGUAUAUUCCUGUAAAUGUCAGUUACUGAAAAACGAGUCAAUGUAAGUAGUUUUAGCUUGUUUAUUGCAAAUGCUGGCCUCGACACAACAGAAUUAAAAAAAAAAAAAAAAAGUUAGAAAGUAAUCUUUGAUGUUACUGGUAAUCAUGGACCCCAUUCCCGGGGCAUUUGUUUUGUUUUCAUAAUAAAAAAAAAAAAGUGCUGGCCUGUACCACUCGAAACAUUUCUUUCCCUUCCCCUCCCUAGUUCCCUGAAGCUGUGGACAGCUGUAACUUUCAUAGCACUUUUAAAGUGGUAUAAACACCUUUAUGCUGCUAUAAACGGUGAGUGGACAAGCAUGCGUGCUCACUAAGCCACUACCAAACUGGCUGAAAGCGUGCUGGGAAAAAUCAGGUAUUACUUUGUGCUGUUAUUUGCCAAAUGAUGUCUGUACACUUGUCACAUUUGUCUAUGACAAGGAGCCCAGUUGGUCCUCCAGGUAUCCCACAAUGCAAUGUUUCUCUCCUCCCUCCCCACUCCAAUCCCACAAAUGGCUACAAGCUGCUGCUCGGUGACUAGAGCCAAACUCUCGUGCUCCGGGAUCAUAUGUCACACGCAAGUCCAAUUGUUCGGGGCCCUCUUUUAGCAACCCCCUUCAGUCGAGUCGACAGUUCUCCAAGUUAAAACUGUCAGGGCCAUGUCUUCGGUGCCCAAACUAAUGUUUGCUUGUUUUUAAUAGCAAAAUAAUUAAUAGGGUUCGUUAUCUCACUGGGACCUACUGGAGACGAGGCACAGGCAGUUUCCACCUUGGUAUAACAAGGUGAGAUCAAUGCAAUGCCCGUGGCCAGCCUUGCCUGCCUGGAUUGCCGUGAAAGCUGCAGGUUUGGUCUCCGCCAGGCAUUUACAGAUCCUAACAUGCAUUAGGAGCAUGGGUACACACACUGAGAGGGAAUGGGAACAUGCAACGUUUUAUCCCGGAGUAAAUGAAAAUUGCCUAACGGUGCCCAGCCCACUUUGAACCAGCCCAAACCCAACCCCAUCCGAUGAUUUUACCAAUGCUGGCCCCACUUUUGAAUAGCAACAGCUGCAGUAUCGGUUGGCCUGGUCUGUUAUGCGGUAAUAUGGACUGUGGCUGCAGAAGUCCUUCUGGCCCCAAAACAGGUGAGUGCUUUUCUCCGAUCAUUUUGAAAUGCGCAGUCAGUGGCAGGGUGGGACAUCAGUAACUCUAGCCACCUGCCUUCAGUUAAGGGGGUUAUCAAUAUCUAGUGACUGAAAGAAUCGGUAUUGGAAACCAAGCACCUAGCUAGCGGCUAAAUCUGGUUUGCCUGUUGGUAACUCUGCUAUGGCCAUAUGAAUUUCCUUGACACAAUGGGACUUUUUUAGAUCUUAUUUUCAGGCAUUUAAAUACCAUAAGAAUAAGCAUAGUGGGGUUCUGCAAGAGUUUGUUCCCCAUCCACAUUUCCACCCAGUGGCUUAAAAGACCUUGGUCCAUCUGCAGGUGAAGACAUUAAAGAGGACACAGGCCUUAUCCUUUCCUCCCUUGAUUUUUAUUGAAUAACUGCUUGUUAUUUGGAAAAUGUGUGUUAUUGUUGGUUGUUAUUCAGUUCACACACUUUCUGGGAGGAAGCCUGUGUAGACUCUUCCCUUCUGAUGCAGGAGAGCUGCUCCCAUGCCAUGGGAUAAGCUGUCAAAGUCCUAACAUUAGCCACAUCCAGGGCUCAAUCCUGCCAGCUGCUGAGCGCUCUGGCUCUGACCCAGCUGGGCGUCUAAGCACUUAACAUUAAGCCCAUGAGUAUUUUGACUGAGGUCAAAAUUGAACAUUCCCAUCUAUAAACUUAGGACUUGAGGAAAAGAAAGGGGGUUUUAAAAGCUGUAGCUGUUUCUUUGGACAAUGACUCCCAAAAGGGUGCCCUGCUCAUAGGUUUGAAGCAUGUCCGUACACGCUGUCCUGGAGGAAGCCUGUAGACUGAUGGGACAGAACAUUUUCUGCUGCAGGGAGGUGUCAGAUGCCUAUCGUACAAAUGCGGCAUACAAGCCCAGAGCCUGAAGAGAGCUUCCCAACACUUGUCAGACAACCUCAGUCAGUGCCCAGCUGAGUGACAGCGACAAGAUUCAAGUUGUCCUAGUUACAGACAGUCGAUUGUAGAACAUAAUGUCUGAUGCAUCCCUUCAACGACAGACUCAGUCCAUGUUCCCCUGGCCUGCUGUGCCUAGGAAGCAGCGGUGGAAUUGCAGUGGGUUGGAUUUCACUACAUCAGCUCUUUGGAGGAUGUCAGUUGUAGCUCCAUUGACUACAAUGGGGCUCUGCCUCCUUACCCUGGUGCAGGACCUGGCUCUUUGUGCCUGCCGAUGGCUCGAAGGACAUAUGUCCCUCAUGUCUGCUCUCACGCAGAGCUGGCAGUGUUGAUGCCUGUACCUUCCUCUGAGUUGUUUCUCCGCAUGUCACUAUUAUGAUUCUUUCUGCAGACUAUGAGAGGGGUCGGU
Messenger RNA from Alligator sinensis (Chinese alligator), 10746 nucleotides. RefSeq names its product bromodomain containing 3 (gene BRD3). Gene Ontology annotation, biological process: regulation of DNA-templated transcription; chromatin remodeling. Gene Ontology annotation, cellular component: nucleus; chromatin. The record is from RefSeq and is a predicted model, not a curated record. The transcript has 13 exons. Lineage: Eukaryota; Metazoa; Chordata; Crocodylia; Alligatoridae. Bases 718 to 2892 code for a protein of 724 amino acids.